ACACAUUCGACUCGCCUUGAGCGCGAACCACUGACUUAAGCCAAGAGGUUCAAACGUUCUCUCGAGUUCUGCCUGUCCUGCGAUCUGCUAGUUGUUCUCAGUGAAGAGUACUCCGGAGUUGGAUCCCGUCAAAAUACCAUGGCGUUCAAUGGAAGCUCAUGCUGUCAGCGUGCCAGGGAGCACCCGCUCGUCAUGUGGGCCCCCUUGAGCAGCGAGCUCGAACCCUCAUUGUCACUCAUCAGCUGGUUCGACGAUCAGAUGGCAAGGAUGCAAGGGGAUUUGGCCCAGAACAGAUUCUUCGAUGUUCCUGAAGUUGGCCGCAUCGAUUUCGACCCUCGCAGGAGAUCGCGACUCUUCGAUGCUCUGUUCUCCAACGACGCCAUCGACACGGCGAUGAAGUUCCAUGAGAAUCCCAACAAGAACCGUGUUGAAUGUCAAGUGAGCACCGGAUGCGGAGAUUUCUUCCGGCCGGAAGACAUCGAAGUCAAUGUGAAAGACCGGAACGUCGAAUUUAAAGCUCGCCGCGAACAGAAGUCCGAAGACGGUCAUAACUACACGGUCAGGGAAGUUCGUCGCGUGUUCUCUGUUCCCGAAAACGCCGAAGUCGACAAACUUCAAGCCGAGAUGGGUCCGAACGGAAAAGUGAUGCUCACUGCUCCAUUGCUGAAGCCGAAACCGAUCGAGAACAAACCGAAAGGACCUGUGCCGAUCAAGAUCAACAGGAAGUGAUCUCAUCGUCGACUCCAUGGAGUACAGCGCGAGGAGUUUACUUGGACCCUGCAUCCCGAUAUAACUUGGAUCGCGAGUGAAGCCUGUAUCAUGUUAGGAAAGUCUAUAAUAGAACAAUAUGCAGAACCACCAUGGACGACGUGAUCUCAAGAUGAGUGUAAUAUCAUUCGCUCAGUCCACAUUCAAAUAAUAAAGUGCAGUCAGUAUUUUCAU
Galendromus occidentalis (western predatory mite) is the source of this 942-nucleotide messenger RNA. RefSeq lists its product as uncharacterized. NCBI's taxonomy places the organism in Eukaryota, Metazoa, Arthropoda, Arachnida, Mesostigmata, Phytoseiidae. The record is from RefSeq and is a predicted model, not a curated record. The transcript is spliced from 2 exons. Gene Ontology annotation, cellular component: cytoplasm; nucleus. Gene Ontology annotation, biological process: protein refolding; response to heat. Bases 139 to 729 code for a protein of 196 amino acids.